This is a messenger RNA of Didymodactylos carnosus, 312 nucleotides long. Lineage: Eukaryota; Metazoa; Rotifera; Eurotatoria; Philodinida; Philodinidae. The record is from the annotation of a GenBank genome assembly.
AUGGCUAAAAUGUGUGUUCGACGUGUCUAUCUAUGUCAAAUAUUGUAUAAACGUUUGAAUGAUAAAAAUCGUCGAAUAAUCUAUUUGGAUUUGAUAAAAAGAGAUUUAGACCAAUGUAUUUGUAAAACACGCACAAUUGUCUAUCAACAACGAAAAAUAAAUAAACAAAAUUUUUCAAAAAGAAAACAAUUACGAAAUAAGAUUUUGGAAGCACAUAUACUUAAAAUUGAAUAUACAAAUUCACAAGAACAAGCAAUAUUAACUCGAAAAAUAUUAGAAUUUAAAUAUCAACAAACGACAGGUGUUGUAUAA